AUGAAAAUUCCUUUCUUUUUUCUAUUCAUCGGGAUAGGAGCAUAUACAGGCCCUUUGCCACCUUCCGAAGCUUUAUCUCAAGCAUUUUUCGAUGGAUUCAUGGAAGCAGUCAAUGAGAACAAUCAGACUGCAAUCAAAAAUCGUUUUGCGCCAAGCUUUUUGAAUGAUGGUGUAACCAAAAAAAUAUACGAAAACAUCGUUGAAGAUCUCUCCAACUACACUUAUUCCAUCGAACACGCUUUCUAUGACAUCUUCGAACAACCCAGAAAGAACACAUGGAUUCUGAACACUACCGUUCAUUUCCGUGGACCCGCGCCGACGUACCACCGGAAAAACUAUCAGUUUGCAAUUGAAAACCAAAAUAAUAAUCCUCAAUUGUACCCUGAUGCAUGGCAAAUCAAAGCAGUGGUUCCAAUCGUUUACCAUCGAAAACAUUUUGUACAGAAUCAGGUGACGCCUGAAAUGAUUCUAGGGAAUAUGCUUUCCGAAUUUUUGAAUUGUGUGAAUACAGGAGACAUUAAUCGACUUCAAGGAAUGAUAGAAAUGCAUGAAGUGGUCAGUCCGACUGGAAUGCAACAAUUGAGAGAUAUCGUCGGUGGGAAUCGAUUCGAAGUUCGUUCCUAUCGAAUCGUAAAGUCCGGAGAGAUUUCUUCUACAGUAAUCUUCACUAAUCCAAGUACUCAACUAGCGAAUUUAUUCUGGUUUGUGUUCAAGAGUCAGGAUGAGCAGAAUCUGUAUUUUUGGAAAAUUACGGACAUGAAACUGAUGUAUGGGGGUUAUGGGCCACCGAGGGAUUUUGUUGGAGGAUUCGGAUGGAUUGAUGAUAAUCACUGA
Messenger RNA from Caenorhabditis briggsae, 834 nucleotides. NCBI's taxonomy places the organism in Eukaryota, Metazoa, Nematoda, Chromadorea, Rhabditida, Rhabditidae. The record is from RefSeq and is a predicted model, not a curated record. The transcript is spliced from 4 exons. The coding region runs from base 1 to 834 and encodes 277 amino acids.